UCUUCUUCUACUACUACUUCCUGUUCGUCGGUAUCUGUAAAGUGUCCUCCAUGGUGUCAUUGUAGCUUUUUCAGGUUGAAUAUUCAAUAGUGAACCAUGUCUGGCUACACACCAGACGAGAAGCUGCGUUUUGACCAGUUAGUGAAACUCCGGAGGCAGUGGCUGAAGGACCAGGAGCUCAGUCCGAGGGAGCCCGUGGUUCAAGCUAAACCUCCAGGCCCCGUCGCUAAGUUCUGGGCUAGCUUCCUGGAGCCCAAAAGCCUGUGGAGGCUUUACACCUACAAAGCAUACAAAGGUGGAGUUUUCACAAUCACACGUCUGCUCCUGCCUGGCUGGAUUGUUCACUACUAUGUGAAAUAUCACGUUGCUACAAAACCAUAUGGGAUUGUGGAGACGAAACCCAAGCUUUUACCUGGUGACACCAUUCUGGAGACUGGCGAAGUGUUACCUGAUCUCCCAGAGAUCCAUGGCCAUCACUAAAUAAAAAAAAAUGUGAUUAAUUUUUUUGUUUUUCUGUUGUAAAAACUGUAUAUUACAAUAAAAUAUUACAAAAUUCUUCA
Molecule: messenger RNA, 560 nt
Organism: Nothobranchius furzeri (turquoise killifish)
Lineage: Eukaryota; Metazoa; Chordata; Actinopteri; Cyprinodontiformes; Nothobranchiidae
Gene: ndufb6
Product: NADH:ubiquinone oxidoreductase subunit B
Biological process (GO): mitochondrial electron transport, NADH to ubiquinone; mitochondrial ATP synthesis coupled electron transport
Source: RefSeq, a predicted model, not a curated record